This is a messenger RNA of Salvia splendens (bonfire salvia), 3245 nucleotides long. Its product is annotated as putative pentatricopeptide repeat-containing protein At3g23330. Gene Ontology annotation, molecular function: protein binding; RNA binding; metal ion transmembrane transporter activity. The record is from RefSeq and is a predicted model, not a curated record. Gene Ontology annotation, biological process: RNA modification. The transcript is spliced from 10 exons. Lineage: Eukaryota; Viridiplantae; Streptophyta; Magnoliopsida; Lamiales; Lamiaceae. The coding region runs from base 119 to 2821 and encodes 900 amino acids.
UUGAAUUCACCGCGUAGUUAUAUGAUGGCUCAAAUCCUAAUCGAAACCAUAAAAUGCCCAUAAAUUUUGACUCAGUGUAAUGAUUUUCGCACUCUCUCUCUAGCCUCAUCGUUCGUUAAUGCCGGCGCAGAUCCCAACCUGCAAUCACCCAUUUCCGAUCGAGAUCCCCCCUAAUUUAGCUGCGAGCUCUGAAAUUGGCUUCUCGCCCAUUCAUCAGAUCAAAUCCAAAAACAUGGGGGAUUCGUUUCGAGGGAGAUCGUUCGUUGUCGCAUUUGUCCUAUUCGUAACCCUCUCCGUUCCUCUAAUUUCAGCUGAGGAGAGUGGAAUCGACGAGUCGGCUACUGGAAUUAAGGAUCUGGGCCGGCGUAGUAAAAUGCAUUGGAUGGAGAAACUCAAGGCGGGUGACAGCGAAAACAACGAUCCUGAUUCUUAUGGCGUGGAUGUGGACUCUGGUCUUGGAGUCUUUGAUGCUUUCUUUGCAAGUUUGUCGAUGAUACUCGUCAGUGAGAUUGGAGAUGAAACGUUCAUCAUUGCAGCUCUCAUGGCUAUGCGGCACCCUAAGGCGAUUGUUCUAUCAGGUGCACUCAGUGCCUUGUUUGUGAUGACGAUACUUUCAACCGGUCUUGGUAGGAUUGUUCCAAAUCUGAUAUCGAGGAAGCAUACCAAUAGUGCAGCAACAGUUCUUUAUGCCUUUUUUGGUCUCCGAUUACUUUACAUUGCGUGGAAAUCUGACCCAAAAGCUUCCCAGAAGAAAGAAAUUGAGGAAGUAGAAGAGAAACUUGAAGCUGGACAAGGGAAGACGACUUGGCGACGUUUCUUUUCUAGAUUUUGUACACCAAUCUAUCUAGAGUCAUUUAUAUUGACAUUUUUGGCAGAGUGGGGUGACCGCAGCCAGAUAGCAACAAUUGCUCUAGCAACACAUAAGAAUGCAGUGGGAGUUGCUGUAGGAGCUACCAUAGGGCACACCAUUUGUACGUCCGUAGCAGUGAUUGGUGGAAGUAUGCUGGCUUCGAGGAUCUCACAGCGCACUGUUGCUACAGUCGGGGGCUUGCUUUUCCUGGGCUUUUCCGUGUCCUCAUACUUCUACCCUCCUCUAUACUACUCUUCAUUCCCUUCUCCUCCCUCCAAUCCACGCCCAUAUCACUCCUCACUCAUCAAGAGCGGCACUAUCCAUUUUCCCCACGUGGCCAACCAUCUCCUAAAGCUCUACCUCAACCACCUCGAUUUCGAGCAUGCCCGCAACCUGUUCGACGAAAUUCCCGAACGAGAUGUCAGAACCUGGACCCUUCUCAUCUCCGCCUUAUCCAAAUCCGGCCACCACAGCAUUGCUUUGGAUCACUUCGCCGCAAUGCAAAGAGAGGGAGCCGUCGCCGCCAACGCCUUCACCUUGUCGAGCGUGCUCAAGUGCUGCGCCUCCCUUUGCCACGGCCUCCGGGCUGGCAAGGCAGUUCAUGGCUGGAUAAUCACGAAUGACAUCGAUGUGGACGUCGCGUUGGAAAAUGCGGUUCUUGAUUUUUACGCGAAGUUUCGUCUCUUUAGUUGGAUGGAGAGAUUCUUUGAAUCCAUGGAUGAAAGAGAUUCCACUUCUUGGAAUAUAGUCAUGGCUGCGAAGAUGAGCGAGGGUGAGGCGUGGGAGGCGCUUGAUUUAUUCCGGAGGGUGCCCGACAAGAGUUGCGCGAGCUGGAAUACGGUCAUUGAUGGGCUUCUGCAGCAGGGGUUGAAGGGGGAAGCACUUGAGCUUUUGUACCAAAUGGUUGAACUUAGAUAUCCUUUUAAUGGAGUUACCUUCUCCAUAUCGUUGGCUCUGGCGUCUUCGUUGAAGAAUUCGGAGAUGGGGAGGCAGAUCCAUGGCCGGCUGGUUAGGGCCGGGAUGGAUCAAGAUUCAUUUGUAGGCAUUUCACUUCUUGACAUGUACUGUAAGUGUAGGGAGAUGCACAGGGCUUCUGUGGUUUUUCGACGGAAGAGAGGCCGCGGUGAUUCAAUGGUUCGUUGGAGUACGAUGAUAGCUGGCUGUGUUCAAAAUGGUAUGACAGAAGAUGCAAUUAGUUAUUUUAGAUCCAUGAUUGUUGAGAAGCUCAAGAUAGAUCUGUUUACUCUGACUACCAUCCUUACUGCCUCUGCUGACCGCGCUCUUUUGGAGCUUGGCCAGCAAAUUCACGCACACACGCUGAAACUAGGGCACGGAGAAGAUGUUUGCUUGUGUUCGUCCUUAAUUGACAUGUACGCCAAAUGUGGGAAGUUAGGCAGCUCUUGGUCGUACUUCAGGGAGACGAAGACUAGAAACGUUGUGCUCUGGAGUGCAAUGAUAUCAAGCUACGCAACACACGGAUUGGGAAAUGAAGCGAUCCAGCUGUUUGAGUUGCUGCGAAAGGAAGGUAUCAAACCGAAUGAAGUGAGCUUUCUUGGCGUUCUCACUGCCUGCAGCCAUGCUGGUUUGGUAGACGACGGCUGCAGGUAUUUUAACAUGAUGAGAGACGCAUGUGGGAUCCGGCCGGGUGUUGAACAUUUUGCUUGCGUGAUAGAUCUGUUAGGCAGAGCAGGACACCUUAAGGAGACGAAGGAUUUUAUUUAUGAGAAUAAAAUUGAUCAUUUGAAAGAGGUGUGGAAAGCCUACCUAUCUUGUUGCUGGCUUCACAAGAAUGUUGAGAUGGCGAAUUGGGCGUCUGAGAAGCUGCUUGAGCUGGAUCCGAGCCAACCCGAGCCUUACCUUCUCAGCUCGAAUACUUACUCAGCUAACGAAGUGUGGGAUAAGGCGGCUAAAGUUAGGGGUUUGAUGCUGGAAAAGGAAGUGAGGAAACUUCCUGGUCAGUCUUGGAUCUAGCGAAAAGCGUCAUGACAGUGGCAUAACGCUUUUCUGUGGCGGGAUUUUGAAAAAAACGCCAUAGCCAUGGCUAUUUGUGGCAGAUUUUGAUGGCGGCAGCCAUGGGCGUGGCGCAAGAUGUUUUCGGACUUCCUCCACAUUUAAACACAAACCAUGCUACCCUAUCUAUCCGCGCCCCGGCCCCGUAGCUCAGCGCCGUCUGGUCCCUUUGAUGCGUGUGGUAUUGUAUGCGUUGAUAUAACGGAAAUUCGAUGGAUGUAACAUGAUUGCGAAGGUGGGUUUGUGAAGUGUCCAACCCCAAAAACAAAUGUUAAAUUUUGUUUGAUACGUCUGAUAUAAUUACUUGACUGGGACACUAUGCAACGAGAUUCAUUGCAACGAAAAUUCAAGAUGAAUGCUCAUGAACUAUAUAUAAUUAUAUAUA